AUGGUUAUUUUCAAGUCGCGACAACCACCCAUUGACUUACCAACCGACCUCACGGACUGGGAUUGGCUUUUCGACUCACUUUACUCACCCAUCAAUAGAAAUCCAGCAAACGAGCUUGCGGGUUUUCAAAAUGCCCUUACAAAAGAGCGUGUGGAUUGGGCCGAUGUAAAGAAAUACUCCACAUUCAUUUCCACCGCCUUAGUCAAGAAGUAUGGGCUCAAAGAGGGAGAAACUGUUGCGCUGUUUAGCCAAAACACAGUAUGGUACCCGGUAGCCAUGUUUGCGGGCCUACGUGCGGGAGCGAAAAUCAGCGGUGCGAGUCCAGCGUACAAUGUUGAAGAGAUGACUUUUGCGCUCAAGACGGCGGAUGCAAAGUUUUUAAUGACUACACCUGGAAGCAUGGAAAUUGCGGCGGCAAGCGCAAAAGCUGCUGGGUUGCCACAGUCCAACGUGUUUUUGCUCGAGGGCGAACUACCAGGCUACACCACAGUACAAGAUUUGAUCCGCAUGGGCGAGUCAUAUGGCGAGCCCGGGCAGUCACCUGCCUUCAAGCUUCCACCAGGCAAAACCAACAAGGAUGUCUGCGCCUUUCUUUCCUUUUCCUCAGGCACGACUGGACUACCGAAAGCUGUCAUGAUAAGCCAUCAGAACGUUAUAGCGCAAUGCCUUCAGGUACAGCAGAUCACGCCAAAAACGCUGAAGAAGGUAAUGGCUGUGCUACCACUGUUCCACAUUACUGGCCUGAUCCAUCAAAUGCAUCUUCCAAUUCUGCUCAACGCCGAAGUCGUCAUGCUCCCGCAGUUCUCAAUGGAGAAGAUGCUAAACGCCGUUGUCGAAUACAAGCUCACUGAGUUACUCUUGGUUCCUCCAAUUAUCAUCAGACUCGUGCGCGACCCGUUAGUCGACAAGUACGAUCUCAGCCACAUCGAACGAUUUUCCUCUGGCGCGGCUCCAUUGUCUGAAGAGAUUCUUCAGCAGCUCCAGAAGAAGUUUCCGCAUACUGGUUUCAAACAGGGGUAUGGGAUGACGGAGUCGAGUUCUUGCAUCACUGCGCAUCCACCAGAAAAGUACUCCUACAAAUACGCCCAUUCUGGUGGUGCCAUUGUAGCUUCCACUGAGGUCAAAAUCAUCAAAGACGAUGGUACUGAAGGCGAUGUUGGUGAAGAUGGCGAAGUGCUCGCUCGCGGACCACAAGUUGUGAUGGGAUACCUUAAUAACGAGAAGGCUACAUCAGAAACCUUUGACGCAGAGGGCUUCCUUCACACUGGCGACCGCGGCUCCAUCGACGAAGACAACAUGAUCCACAUCACCGACCGCAUCAAGGAGCUUAUCAAAGUCAAAGGGAUUGGUGUUGCGCCAGCCGAACUGGAAGACUUGCUUCUAGGGCAUCCAAAGGUCGAAGAUGUGGCUGUUAUGAGUGUUAAAGACGAUUACUCUGGAGAGCUACCCAAGGCUUACGUUGUGGUCAAGCCUGGUUUGCAGGAGAGUACGUCUUUGGGCAAGGAGAUUAUUGCGUAUGUCAAGGAGAAGAAGGUUAGAUACAAGUGGGUCAAGGAAGUGGAGUUUAUCAAUGAGAUACCGAAGAGUCCGUCAGGUAAGAUUCUGAGAAGAAUCCUGCGUGACAAGGAGAAGAGUGGCAAGUUCGGACUUGUUGUCAAGGAUGAGGUGAAGGCAAAGCUAUAG
Pyrenophora tritici-repentis Pt-1C-BFP is the source of this 1683-nucleotide messenger RNA. RefSeq names its product CaiC, Acyl-CoA synthetase (AMP-forming)-AMP-acid ligase II. Lineage: Eukaryota; Fungi; Ascomycota; Dothideomycetes; Pleosporales; Pleosporaceae. The record is from RefSeq and is a predicted model, not a curated record. Gene Ontology annotation, molecular function: CoA-ligase activity.